Molecule: messenger RNA, 1500 nt
Organism: Emiliania huxleyi CCMP1516
Lineage: Eukaryota; Haptophyta; Isochrysidales; Noelaerhabdaceae
Exons: 11
Coding region: 1-1404 (467 amino acids)
Biological process (GO): negative regulation of transcription by RNA polymerase II
Cellular component (GO): ESC/E(Z) complex
Molecular function (GO): protein binding; nucleosome binding
Source: RefSeq, a predicted model, not a curated record
AUGUCUUCGGCGUCGCCGGCUGCAGCGGUGGAAGCUCCAUCGACCGGCGACGUCGAUGACGAGCCUCAACAAUCGCCGGGAGCAUUGCUGCACCAAACCGCCGUCCUCCGCAUCCCGGAGCCGCACGGCGAGCCAAUCUACGCGUGCAGCUUCAACCACGUCGACACGACGCAGGCGUCCGUCUUCGCCACGGUCGGCGGCGGGCAGGUCAACAUAUACCGGGUCGAUCCUCCGCCGCUGGCCGAAGGCGCGGCAUCGAACAACGGCACUGCGGAGGAUGGCGGGGCGGCCGCCGUUUGCUCGUCGGCGCCUGACACAGUCUGCUCGUCGGCGCCCGACGCAGUCAACGGCAAGCAUCCAAAGCCGCGCGGCGGCCGGGGAAAGGCGUCCAAGCGCAAGCGCGGCGGCGGCGGCGGCGGCGGCGGCGUUGUUGGCGCACUCGUGGCACUGCAAACCUACGUGGACGGCGACCCGCGCGAGCGCUUCUACACCGAGCACUCGGUGCUGGCCGUGGGCGGCGAGCUGCGGCAGAUCAAGCUGAUCGACUGCCACAGCGCGCGGGUCGAGGCGACGCUGCAGGGCCACGGCGCAGCCAUCCACGAGGUCCGCUUCUUGCCUCACCGGCGCGGACUGCUCGCGUCUGCGUCGCGCGACGAGGCGGUCCGGCUCUGGCACACCGCGUCGCGGCUCUGCGUCGCCGUCUUUGCCGGCGAGCGAGGCCACCUCGAUGCCGUCCUCUCCGUCGACGUCUCGCCCGACGGCACCGCCCUCGCCUCGUCCGGCGUCGACGGCACCGUCAAGCUGUGGUCGGUCGACCAGCCCGCUGUGAGCGCAGCCGUCGCCAGGGCGGACGCGCUGGCAGAGCGGCGGGCGGAGGCGCAGGCGCAGGCGGCGGAGGAGGCGCAGGAGGCGGAGGACGGGGAGGACGGGGAGGAGGGGGCGGCCCUCGCGGCCGAGGGGGCGAUGCCGCGCGAGGGGCGCGAGUCGAGCGAGUGCAACUUGCCGGUUGGCGUCGCUCCCGCGAUCGAGCAGUUCCCGCAGGCCUCGGUCAGCGGGCUGCAUGUCUUCAACCGAGAGGAGAAACUCGCGUAUGUCGACUGCGUGCGCUUCGGGCCGGACAGCACCCUCCUGACGCGCGGGCACGAGGGCAAGGCGGUGCUGUGGCGACGGCCACCGCAGAGCGCCCCGGCGGCGGCGGCGGCUCUGCCCGCCUUGCUCCCGCACCAGCCCGCUGUGAGCUACGGCGUCGAGCAGCGCGGGCUCGACUGCCGGCGGCGGGUGCCGGUGGAGGUUGUGCGGCGGCACGACGUGCCGGACACCAACGUCUGGUUCGUGCGCCGCCAGCUCGACCCCUCCCUCCCUCAGCUGCAGCUCGGCGGGAUCUCGACGGCGCCUCGGCCGUAGGUUCCUGCGCCACCAGCUCGACCCGACGCGCCGCCUCGUCGCGAUCGGAAGCACGGCGGGCCAGGUGCGGCUCUGGAGGCUCGACUCGCCCGCUGA